Molecule: messenger RNA, 4548 nt
Organism: Rodentolepis nana
Lineage: Eukaryota; Metazoa; Platyhelminthes; Cestoda; Cyclophyllidea; Hymenolepididae
Source: the annotation of a GenBank genome assembly
ACCCAGCAUGAUUCUAAGCUGGAGCAACUGCGUGAAAGCAUUAUUCAAUCCAGUGCGAUCGUUAUCCAAGUCAGAUGGAAGGGUUACUUGGCUCGAAGAAAAUAUCAAGAUCUUCGACGUUAUGUCAUUAUUUGUCAAAGACGGUUCCGUCAGCUUGCUUCCAGAAGACAAUUUUUGCGGGUACGACACAUCAUUAUUCGUAUGCAAGCAAAUGUACGAGCCAAGCAAACUCGCAAGUGGUAUCUUAUUCAAGUAAAUUUCAUCAUAAAACUCCAAGCUCUGGCUCGAUUCUACCUCGCUAAAAAAACCUUUCGCAUGAUGUUGAGAAGACGAGGCAUUUGUGAUGCUGAUAUGGCCGUUGAAAAUGACAUGAAUACCCAACUUUUCUUCUGUAAAACAGACAUUUCCGAAGAUCCCUUAUUGAGGAACUCUUGUCUAGCGAAUUCGCAACGUUCUUCAGAAGCAAUAAAUGAAAUUAAGGAGGUAGUGAUGGCUUCUACAGCCCCCGAGAUCUACACAAAUAGUCAAUCCUGUGAAGCUACCCCGAUUGUGGCAAAUGCGAACGUAAGGUUGCCCAUAUCUGACAGCUAUGCGGAUAUGUUCAAUUUUGUUGAUGACCUGUUCCAGGACGUGUUCAGUUCUGUAGGAGUAAAUAAUAUCAAAGAUGAUGCUGGUAAAGUGACGUUGGAGAACGGAUGCUACGCUUCACUUAUAAAUCCCAGCCAAUCUGCUGUCAAAGAACCUGAAGUAGUGAAGGCGAGCAAUCCUUUGAGUAAACCGAUCUUCGAAUAUGGUGCAAAUAAAUGUGGAAAUGGUUUCAAAACCUCUUCCUCUUUCUUAAAAAUCCCAUUGAGUACUGCAUCUCAGACACCUACCAGCACAUCUAGGUCACCUUCAACUGAAGCUACCUUCUCAGAGAUGGAGGUUCUUGAUGAUGAUCGUGUUGGCUGGGGUGAGUAUAGUUUCAGCAAAUUUGCUGCUGCCUAUUUUGAAGCUGGAGCCACGCCCAUUUACUCACCGUCACUGAUUGGUCGUCCUCUCCUUAAGCACAAAAACCAAGAGGAUAUUGAUCUUGCUCUGAAGAUCUUUGGUCGCAUUUUAUCCUUCAUGGAACCGAAGAGCGUUGUUCAUUGCGCCAAGACGGACGAUUCUAACUCGGUAAUCAAUGGGGAAGAUGAUUUAUCAUCAUCUAACACUACAGCAUAUUUUGAUAGUGCGCUAAAAUGCCCACGAGUAGUUGUUCCAGGUUUCGGCAUGAAUGGUCAAGAUAUCCCUCUCUCCCAAUAUCAUGAAGAAGACUUUGAACACUGCUCUAAACAAAAUUACACCCCUACUGUGCGCAUCUGCCAGGAGUGUAAACCCGAUCUCUCUGGUCUUAAAAGAGUUCGCUUCAUUAUUCGUUCGGGAAUUGAGAGUCCUCAACUUCGGGAUGAGAUCUACUGCCAAAUUCUCAAACAGCUUACUAAAAACCCAAAUGUAUUCAGUCGUAGUAGAGGGUGGAUUUUACUCAUUCUUUGCGCCAGUUGCUUUCCACCGUCUGCUUUUGAUGGCGCUCUGAAAAACUACCUAAAAUCUAAUCCAUCUGAAUACGCUAAAACAUGCCUUUAUCGUUUGAAAAGGGUUAUACAAUCUGGAGCACGAACAAUGCCUCCAAGUUACAUGGAAUUUCGAGCUGAGCAGGAGAAAAAAAGCCUUGGUGUCAAUGUCCUAUGUACCGAUGGUACCAGAGUACGAGUCAAAGUUGAUCCCACUAUCACUUUUAAAGAAUUCACUAAGAUGACAUUUAAUGCAGCUUCAAUAAAGGAUACCUUCGGUUUCGAAAUUUUUAUCAAAAUGUUCAACAAAGUUGAGGCUUUAUCAUCAGAUCCGAAACACUUUUUUGACAAGAUAUCCCAAUGUGAAGAGGUCAUGAGAAGCAAAGGUCUAAAAGAGUCGGAACUUCCUUGGUCUCUAUCAAUAAAGAAGACAAUCUUUGCACCGUGGCAUGAUGUGGCUUUCGAUCCUGUAGCUACAAAUCUAAUCUGCUAUCAGGUCAUUCAGCAGUGCUUCCGUGAAUCUCAUGAACCUCUUGCGGUGCAUGAACUUGCGUAUCUACUGGCAAAUAUAUAUCGAUUAAUAUCAAUUGAUACUAAGGAUACGGAUUGUAAUCUCAAUUCUUGGUUAGUGGAUAUACUCAGCUCAGAUGGCGACAUCGCCUUUUGGAAGAAGGCUGCAAGCACUGCAUUGGAAGAACUGGAGGAUAAAUCUCCCAAUGCGUCUGCGGCUACGAUAUGUGAGAACAUAGUGACCUUUGCCAAGCUCCAAUGGCACAGCAUCUUCACUCGAGAAUUCAAUGCUAGUUUUCUGCCAGAGGAAAAAGCUGCUGUCCAGAAGAUUCAGAUAUGUGUGGAUUGUAAAGGAGUCCAACUAUUCGACGACAAGCGCAAACUUAUUCGCUCUAUUCCCUACAUAGAGAUUAACUCCGUCACAAUAAAAUCCGAGAAGCUUGUUAAAGUACUCUCAAUGAAAACAGUUUGGAUGGAAGAACUUUUAUUUACUUCUUCUCGGUCCGAAGAAUUGCGAGAUCUUCUGAACUAUAUGAUUAAUGGUCUGCGCCAGCGUUCUCGCUAUGCAAUUGCACUGAAAAAGUCCUCUAAAAAUGACUAUCACAGUGGCUCUUCAAUUCAGGUGAACCCCGGUGAUUUUAUUAAAUUGCAUCAAAUGGGUUGGGAGUUGGAUGCAAAAAAGCUUGUGGUUGGAUACCCGGAACCAACUAAAUCAACCCAUAACAAGUUGACAAAAUGUGAUUUAACAAAUUUCUGUUAUGGGGAAAACCAAAGAACUCGUGAGACGGGCAGAAUAGUUAUGGAUGAUAUCUAUAUUUUCCCAACUAUUAGUCCUCCCAAACCGGAGUUUAUUGAUGCCUACGCCCACCAAAUCAUCUCGAAUGAAAGUAAAGAGUGGUUCAAUAAAUUAGAGCGUGUGAAUUCCUCGCGAAUUUUUAUUCCUAUGUCCAAAAUCUCCGCAAAUAACUUCAAUUCUACAAAGAUUGACAAUUUCUUGCAGAAAUAUAAUCAACGACCUAUGUCACGAAACUCUGGAAUUGAUUCCCCUACUCGAUCCUCAGUCUCAUCACCAAGGUCAGUGCACUCUCUGAAGCAUACGAAGCAGCCCAUUAGACAACCCUUUUUAAAGGAGUUAGCGAGUUCUGAACAAAAGGCGAAAGAUGCAGCCCUUCUUUCCUUCCGUCUCAUUCAGACUUAUAUGGGAGACUGUGAUAAAAUUCCUUUGCAGCUAAAGAAUAUGCCAGCAGUGUUUCUAACAGAUCUGCUAUUUGGAGCGGCUCUAGAUUUUCCUCCGCUACGUGAUGAGAUAUUCAUUCAGCUUAUGAAUCAGCUUACAGAUAAUCCCAAAGAAUCGAGUGUUGACCAUGGGAUGGAAUUGUUGUGGCUGGCGACAGGAAUAAUGAUCCCUUCAGAGAAGACAAAGAAGAAAUUGGUCAAGUUUCUCAAUCUGUCUAACCACCCUCUGGCCAUUCCAUGCUAUACACGACUCCACCACACAAUAAGCCGAGGGAUACGAAAAAAGCCUCCUCAUGCUCUAGAACUUUCACUCAUAAAGGGCAGGAAGGAAAAAAUAAUUCAAAGCGUGCUGCUCCCCAAUAAUGAAACUUUGAAAAUAACUCUGGAGUCAACAACAAAGGCAGGAGAUAUUAUUAAGGAUAUUUCUCUCGACUUAGGCCUUAUGUCGUUGGAGCAGUUUGCUCUUUACCUAGAGGUGGAUGGCGAAUUGCGGUGCAUUCAAACAGAAGAGUUCAUAUUCGAUGCACUUCGACAAACCUUACCUGAUAUUGAGUUUCAGGUUGGCCAGAAGCGCUCUGUCAGGUCCAGCAAUAAUGGCUGUGUCAAAUAUCCAACAGCUCCACCUCCUAGUCCACUCUACCUCUUGCGCAAACUUUGGGUGAAUGUAAUUCCCGAAAAGUGUCUCAUUGAAGACAGUUUAUUCAACUUUCCCCAGACAAUGAAAAACUUUCUUCAGGGCUACUACAAAUGUUCACUAGAGCAAGCCUUGGAGUUGAGCACACUAAUUUUUAUUUGGCAAACAGACGAAACACGUUGUUCGCAAACUUCAUUGGACCAAAUUAUUCCAAAGAAUAUGCUUUCUCGAGUAACAGAUGCUCAGUGGAUUUCGAAAAUGACCUCUGUAAUCGCCACAAAUCACCGCCUUAGUCGAAAAGAUAUUCCAAAGAAGUUUCUUAACGCCAUUAACAAAAUUACCAGCCUUGGUUCCUCAUUUUACCACGUCGAGACUGAUGGAACAAGCUCUAAGAGACUAUUGAUCGUGGAUCCCAAUGCCAUAGCUCUUGUUGACGAGUUGAAUGGGACCAAACAGUGGUACCAUAAAAUUGAAAAUAUCGCAGAAUGCUGGCAAGAAAAUCAGAAGAUAUGCAUUCACAUGCGAAGAGCAAAUUCUAUAAUCAAACUUGUGGCUACUGAAACAACUGCAUACAAUGUCUGUGAUUUGAUUAACUCGUACAUUCGUUAUCAUAAACUUAUAUCCUUAAAAUAG